UUUCACUUUAGUGCGCGCUUUGCAUGGUCUGAGACAGGUUUCGAGCGACCAAGUAAAUUUUAGUUACUGUUUGGAUACCAAUUGUGCUGGACAGAGUCUCAGUUUGUUGGAUUUCUUCCCGUUGUACCCCACCCAGUUUAGUUUUCUGAGGAGUUUGUGGCUUAUUUUUUUUUGGCGAAUCACUGUCUUUCUCCUGGUGUUGAAGCAGAAAAAAAAGAAUAUCAAUUUACGUGGAAAGUUGUUGUUUUUUUUGUCAAUUUCCGUGUUGUUAUUUUUGUGCGGUGAAUAUUAACUUUCCUUUUGGGCUCAAUCGAUUGUUCUUUAGAUUGCGCUUCUUUAUCUUUGGAAAGGGUUAAAGAUAUUUGAUCUACCUUUAUUCCACGGAAUUUUGGUAGACUACAAAAAAGAAGUAUUAAUAAAAAAAGAAACUUGGCGAAAACACGAACGACGCACCAGAAAAGGGGGACCAAGAACAUUUAAAAAGGAGAGAACAUGGCAAAAUACGGAUUCAUAUUUUUGGUGGUUCUUGUGGUGACUCUCAAUGGAGCUUCUGCCCUGAGAUGUUGGCGAUGCAGUUCCGAUGCCACGAAUGCAGCUUUCUGCGGAGAUCCCUUCGAUCCCAGCAUCCUUACUGAACAACAGAGACGCUGGAGUUAUGUGGACUGUUCCUUCCCACCCAGCCAACUGAAUCCCUACAGUUCAACACAGUCUCGUCCUGUGUGCAAGAAAAUGAAGCAGAAAAUCUACGACAAGAUUGUGGUGUCUCGUUCCUGCUUCUGGGAGGACAUCAACACCGCCCCUGACACGUGCAUGAGGGCACAAACACCAUCCUUCAUCGAGACAGAGUUCUGCGAAACCUGCUCUCAUGAUGGCUGCAAUGGAGCCUCUCAGUAUGGCCCCAUUGCCCUUCUCGUGGCCAUUCCCGCUGUCCUGGCCAAGGUGCUGGCUUGGUAGGUGACUGCGGGUGCUCUGUAGAUUCUUCUCUGCUGCUGCGCGUCAAUAUGAUCGUUUAACACAUCCUGGAUGUUCUGUGCUGAAGAUGAAUGGGGAGGAGAAAAGGCCACAUGACCAACUGGAAGAGAGUGUACUUACAGGAAGAGUCACGAAUUGCAGUAAAAAAAAAAUAGAAUCUCCACAAAUGCACCGAAAAUUGCCUUGAAAAAAGAAACAACAAGAAAGAAAUUUGAUACAAUUGGGAAAAUUUGUUUUAAAUGGAAAAUUGAGGCCUUUUCUCUUUUAGAAAACCUUUUCUCUCUUGAAAUGUGUGAAAAAAAUAUAUAAUUUAUUGAUAAAAAAAGAGAAUUCAUGCAGAUUUUGUUAAGAAUUUAUAUACAUUUAUAUAGAUGGUAGAAACAAUGUUAGAUCAUCACAAUUUUGAGGUAUAUUUCUUUUUUUGAUUUUUUUUUUAAAUAUGAUUCUGUGAGAAGAUUUUUUCUUAAUAAAAACAAAAUAUUGAAUAAUUUUGAGACCCACGCGAUUCUAUUUCAUUCCAAUAAAGCAGAUAAAUCUCAUUUAUUUUAAUAGGCAAUAUUUUCUUUAAAUUUAUAGAAUCUGCACCAAAAAUGUUUAAUGAAAUUGGAGCUAGAUGCAAAAUUUGAAAAAAAAUCACAGAUUUUUUCCUCUUAAUGCCUCUUCAAGUCUCGGUCUCUUUCUCUUUAUGAUCGUUUUAGAUUACGAUUAAACACUCUUUACGGCAUAAUGUUACAAUGUAAAAUUGAUUGAUUUGUAAAUAAAACAGCGGAAAAGAGACAAA
Molecule: messenger RNA, 1753 nt
Organism: Phlebotomus papatasi
Lineage: Eukaryota; Metazoa; Arthropoda; Insecta; Diptera; Psychodidae
Exons: 3
Coding region: 493-954 (153 amino acids)
Biological process (GO): sleep; positive regulation of voltage-gated potassium channel activity; regulation of synaptic transmission, cholinergic
Source: RefSeq, a predicted model, not a curated record